AUGUCCGCCAUCGCCGAGGUUCACGGGACGGAGUCCGUUGCCGCCGAGCAGAAUCACGUCGAGACGUACGAGACGGCGCCGGAGCCGUUGAUGCUCUGGCCAUCUACCGUCUUAUACAGCGAUAAACCCCUCCCUGCCCUCCCACUAUACCGUACCAACUCCUUCGCAUCUACUUCCACGUCGUUGUCGCUGUCGAUGAGCUCGACUGCUCCCACUUCUUCCCCAGACGCUGCGUCGUGCCCUCCCUCCCCAGGAGGUAUAGAGCCACUCCAGUCACAAAUGGACCCUAUCCCGGACCCUCGCAUGUCCAUCAUCAGCCAGAUGCCUCGGAUCAGCACUCCCAUCUACGCGUAUCAUUCGCGUCACGCCAGCGUCCAGUCCGAGAUGACCCACCGAUCGUCGCACGACUCGGUCCGGGACGACGACGAGACGGAGACGGUCAGUCGACCUUCCUCCCCAGUGUCCAUGGCCACGACCUUUGGCGGUGCACCCCGUAACAACCAUCGGAGUCGGACCACUACCGCCGAGCGCCCCUCCUCCCCAUCCGUCGACCCCCAGGCCUCCCGCUCGAUCAGGUCAGGCUCUUUCGCUUCGGAAUCGGACGUAUCGCACCAGUCCACCUUGGCUAGCUUUAGCCUGCCCUCCUACAAUCGCCACACCUUCCGGAUGAGCCUUCCUCCCAAUACCCAACAGUACUCGGCCGUCACUCCCGACUUUGAAAGCGACGAUCCCCUAGCGGGUCCCGGCUGGCCGGGGCUAGUGCCUCCCAGGACAUCGAGCCGGGAUGUGGAUCAUGAGAUCAGAUCCACGCCGGGCGUGGUGGGUGUAGGAGAGGGCUGGGCGGGCGGUCCGUCGGGGAAGAGGCGGAAGAAGAACAGCUGGUUCCGAAGGCGAGGGCGGAAGCAGGAGAAUGAUGGACAGGCAGAAGACCCUCUGGCGCUCUGGACGGUUCCGGAGGAGGCGCGCUCGAGUCCGCUCAAGUCCGCCUGGAACAGGUCCAGAGCGAGAUUUGGGGCGUCGGUACCUGCGCUGGCGGUCACUGGUUCUCCGCAGCCAGGGGAGCAAGGGCCGUCGGAUAUGAUGGCCAGGAGAGGGAGCAUGCCAAUACCUAUGCCGCUCCACCUCGCCAGACAAUCUGCCGCAAUGUCCGACCCCAUUGUCACCGCCGCAAGCUCGCCAUACCCCACCAGUCUCCCGGUCCCUCCUCAACCUCGGGCAUCGAAGCGUCAUGUCCAAUCCCAGCCACAUCUCCCCUUCCCUCGCUCGGCCUCCCUCUUACCUGGUACCGCCCAGGUGUACUCGGGCUCAGAUCAGGCACCGCUCCGCCGCAUGGACACCUUUGGGGGCGGCGGGCAAGUGGCGCUUGAGUCGGCGUCACUCGCUGAAGCGGGGGCCAGUCGUGCGCCCGCUGUCCCCUUCCGUACACCGGACGAAAUUUCGUCAGACCAAAAACCACCAAAACCUCGCCGGUCAUUGCUGAGCAAGCUCAAGGCUCGUUUGUCCAUGAUAUCGGGCGCGAAAAGAUCUACUCCCACCGGAACACUUCCAAACUCCACAUCUGUCCCCCUUCAGCCAGACAUCCCAAAUCUCACUCCCAAUUAUCAUACUCGGCCUCUCAGCCGAGUACGCGAGCAGCCUACACGCGCACGACCUCGGCCUGUAUCGAUGAUCCCCCUCGCUGGUGGAGACACUAUGGAUCUGUCCAGCCAUCCUCGCGAAAUCCGGCCGCCCGCUCUCCCUCGGUCUCGGUCCGCCGACAUCCGGUCUUUCCUCAGUAAGCUCGGUCGAUCAGCUCAACCCGUCUCACAAACCGAGAAGGACGCGGCCGGCAAGUCCGGGUCGCACUGGAAGCGCAGAUCGUUCUCGGGCAUCCCUGGCCUGACCCGCUGGUCCCUAUCGGAGAGCAACCUGCUGCGGCCUCGAAAGUCCGGCGGAAGGGACACUCGAGACGACCUGCUCGCUCAAUCUGAGGAAGGACGGAGUCGGCGAGAGGAGGACCCUGCUGCUGGGCGAGAAAGCGGGUCUCAGAGUGACGCCCGGAGGGACGCCCUCUUGGCGACCCAGGCGGCGCUAUCAGGUGGUCAGACCAAGGCCGAGCGGAAAACGGAGUCAGCGAGGCCCUCGCCGCUGGAAGAUCCUCCCCUUACAUGGGGCCUGUCAUCCACUACCACUCGGUCGAGUACCGCCUCUCCUCCCUCGCCAUCCCUCGUUACCCCGACCAAGGGCGAUGCGUCUCAGAUCCCCGACCCUGAGCCGAUCGGAGAAGAGGGUCUCGAAAUCCCACGAUCAUCUUCCCCACGCCCUUCUUCGGAGUUUGCAUGGGCUGCACAGUCCGGUACGACGACCAAGGCGAGGCGGAUGAGUGCGGGAGAUGAGUUGCGCGUUUGA
Messenger RNA from Dioszegia hungarica, 2388 nucleotides. RefSeq lists its product as uncharacterized. The transcript is spliced from 2 exons. Lineage: Eukaryota; Fungi; Basidiomycota; Tremellomycetes; Tremellales; Bulleribasidiaceae. The record is from RefSeq and is a predicted model, not a curated record. The coding region runs from base 1 to 2388 and encodes 795 amino acids.